AUGUGCCAACACACUAGAUAUCUAAAGAAACCGGAAGAGAAGUUGGGGGAAACUCUGGGCAAAGUGCAUAACGUCCUGAUUCCAGAUGUGGGAGGGUCGGAAUACCGCCAUAUCAAGGUAUUGGUGGACAUAGAUCUGAGAAAACAACUGGAACGAGGAACGCUUCUAGAAUACAAAGGGAAGGAGGUACGAGUCCUGUUUAAGUAUGAGAAUUUAGGGGAGUUUGGAUCUUGGUUGAGAGCAGGGUACUGGAAAAAGGAGGAGAAGGAAGUUUUGGACGAAACUAAGGAAGAGAGAAGUGAUGCUGGGAUUGACAGUCUGGGCUUGGGUGUGAGAGGAGAAAAAUCGAGAAGUAAUAGCAAACUGGGGAUAAAGAAUAGUAUGGGAAGUGAGGAGGGAAUUAUACGGGUAGAACGGGUAAGGAAGGGCAUAAAAUUAGGGGAAGAGGGAGAUAGUAGGUGGAUGAAUGGGGUUUCUCAGAGUCUUGAAACUAAUCAGAUAAGAGACCAUCAAGUCUCACAGGAGGUGGAAACAUCAAAAUCUGCAGCAAAAUAUGUAACAGGGAAAAGGGAGGUGGAAAAGCCAGCAAGGGUGGAAGCUGGAGUUUCUAAAUGGUCAGAAGUUGUUAAAAGAAACAUCAAUUCAGAGGUUAGAUUUUUUCUGGAGUCGGAGCCCAGUGGUGGUAAUAAGAUGGCAGGAGAAGGUCCUAGUAGAGGAAUAACUUCCGUGGAUUGCUUGGAAAAAGCCUUGGCAGCAGGGAAGGGUCUUAAAUCAUCAGAUGCUGGAGGGAGAAAUAGAAAGGGGCAAUGGAAAAAGAAAGCAAGACAGGUGAAAAAGGACAGUGGGGAGAAGAGGAAAGGUAAAGAAGUAGUUAUGGGGGAAUUAACUGGGAAGAGAAUUAGGGAGGGUAGUACAGUAUCAAGUCCCCAGAGAACUGAUGAUCAGAAAAGGAGAAAAGUGACCAAUAGUACAGUGGAGAUGUGUGGUGAUGGAGUAAAUGAUAUGGAUACAAUUAUGGGAGAUCAAGGAUUAGAGGCAAAGGCAAUAGGAGGAACUGAGGGGAAAAAGGGGAGAUGGGGAGUGAGAUGGUUCAUGGGUGGGGACUUUAGUGAUAUAAGGGAGGUGGGGGAGAAAAAAGGGGGGCGAAUGAGAAAUGCCAGCAGCUGUAUGGAAGAAGUAGAGAUUGAAGAGUUUGGGAAAGCAAAGGUGACACAUGUUGAUAGAUUGGCCUCUGAUCAUUGCCUGUUUUUCCUGGAUACGGAUCCUGGAUCACUAAAGAGAAAGUCUAGAUUCUACUUCGACAAGGGGUGGGUGGCGAAAAAUGAGAUCAAUGAAAUAGUGAAAAAAGCGUGGGAAACUGAGGUGGAAGGGUCUCCAAUGCACAAAUUGUCCCUUAAGAUUAAGAUAUGUAGGCUGGAGUUACUUAAAUGGAACGGACAGCAGGGUUUAAACUCCAGUAAGGAAAUUCAAAGAAUAAGCAAGGAGUUGGAAACCAUGAAAGAACAAGGGGUGGAGGUAAGGAGGGAGAGGGAUCUCAGCUCCCAGCUAAGGAAAGUAAACCAGUUAAUUGAUCCUAUAGCCAAAUCAUGGAGGAGGGAGAUGUUGAAUGAAAUUUUGAUUCCUUCUGAGGUUGAGCUAGUAAUGGAGAUCCCAUUAAGCAAACAUGGCAGUAAGGAUACGCAGCGGGUCUGGGAAUUAGCUCCUGUUAGAUGGGAUGGACUUAGGUUUAGAGGACAAAGGUUUGCAGAUUGGUGGGGGGCCUUAAUGAAAAUUGAAGAUGGGACAGAGAUAGAUGCCAGAAUUGAGAUUUCGGUUUAUCUCCUUUGGCAAAUCUGGAAAGCGAGAAAUAGCUGGCAGUAUGAAGAAACAAAAAUAGAAGCUUUUGAAGUGGUGAGAAGAGCUAUAGCUGAAUGGACUGAGUUCAAGCAAGUGCAAAAGGCAAGGCAGAGGGUGCAGAACAUUGGUAGAAGGGAGGAAAACAACAAGGAUGGGUGGCUCCAGAGCAAAGGAAAAUCAAAUUGA
Messenger RNA from Oldenlandia corymbosa var. corymbosa, 2022 nucleotides. Lineage: Eukaryota; Viridiplantae; Streptophyta; Magnoliopsida; Gentianales; Rubiaceae. The record is from the annotation of a GenBank genome assembly.